AUGCUCAUUUCAGUUGUGUCAAUGCCUCCGGCAGCAGGUGGCCCGAGACCUGAGCCCUCCCCAGGGCCCCCACCACCCCUGCUGCCCAAACCUGGAAAGGACAACCAGAGACUUCAGAAGCUACUGAGAAAAGCUGCUCGGAAGAAGAUGGUGGGCACGACUCCCACCCCACCGGGGGCCUUUCGUACCUCCCUGUCCCCCGUGAGUGAGGCCAGUCAUGACCUGGAGCCUACAAUCCUGCCUCCUGCUGAAGCCCCUCACACGGUGACUCCCUUACCCCGCUCCCCACACACUCCCAUUAUUCAUCACGUGGCCUCACCCCUGCAGAAAUCCACUUUCUCUUUCAGCCUUCCCCAGCAAAGAUCUCUGGCCACUCAUUUCAAGGCACCUCCUAGUCUUGACGCUCCAGCCCUAGAAACUGCUGGGCCCCGCGGUGGCUUUGCCCAUGUAUCUGCCCCUACAGCAAGUGGUACCCACAUUACCCAAGUGCAUAUCCGGCUGUCACCAUCCUUGCAUACUGGGACUUCUGAGUCCCCCAGGAUGGGCCUGGAUGGAGAUAAAGGCCCGUAUCCUUCUAGCACCCAGUCUGUCAUCCCAGUAGCACAUAUUCGCCCACUGCCCUCUGGGGUUCAGGCAGCCAGUCCUGGGCCCGAGGAGGCCCCUGUAACGAGGCCACCACCCAGCUUUCAGGCCUCAGUAUCCAGAGAAGCUGGUGCUAGGGUGGUGGUGCCCAUAGCCCCUACAUACCGCUCACCUGGGCCCUCACCUUAUAGCCCAGCUCCUGUAGCUCCUGAAACAGAACGUCUGGAGGAGCUACCUAUAGCCAGGCCUGCUAUGGAGCCCAAGCAUGUCUCCAGCCUCCCUGAAGCCUCGGGUCUCUCAGGCCUCCACCCAUGCCCUGUUCCCAAAGUUGCACCCAAGCCCUGCCUUAGUGGCUGGACACGUCUAAAGAAGCAGCUCAUGGAGGAGCCAGAAGAGCCUAUGUUUCCAGAGUUGAAGCAGAGCCUAGAGCCCACGCAGCCAGAGAGGUCAGCCCCUGUGGGCCCACAGCCCCCUGCCUCCCGGGCCUCCAGGAUGUGGGAUGCAGUGCUGUACCGCAUGUCACUGGCUGAGUCCCAUAGAGGCCACCCCGUGGGGCCUGGGGAUGGGGGGCGCCCCCUGGCCUGCCUCAGCCACCUGCCUUUUCUGUGUCGACCUCGAUUCAACGCCCGGAAGCUACAGGAGGUUGCCAGGCCCUCUCCUACCCUCCACCCCAUUCUGGAGCUGCAUUCCCGGCCCAAGAACUUCAAUCGGACAGCAGCAGGUUGGAGGCUGCAGUGA
Messenger RNA from Psammomys obesus (fat sand rat), 1320 nucleotides. RefSeq names its product proline rich 33 (gene Prr33). Lineage: Eukaryota; Metazoa; Chordata; Mammalia; Rodentia; Muridae. The coding region runs from base 1 to 1320 and encodes 439 amino acids. The record is from RefSeq and is a predicted model, not a curated record. The transcript has a single exon.